Hordeum vulgare subsp. vulgare (domesticated barley) is the source of this 1107-nucleotide messenger RNA. RefSeq names its product probable glutathione S-transferase GSTU6. Gene Ontology annotation, biological process: glutathione metabolic process. Gene Ontology annotation, cellular component: cytoplasm. Gene Ontology annotation, molecular function: glutathione transferase activity. Lineage: Eukaryota; Viridiplantae; Streptophyta; Magnoliopsida; Poales; Poaceae. The record is from RefSeq and is a predicted model, not a curated record. The coding region runs from base 99 to 992 and encodes 297 amino acids. The transcript has 3 exons.
AACAGUCCUCCCUAUCUUCUUAGAACGGAACCUGUCAAAACAAGCACGAUUACACAGGAGCUCAAAUCUACGUACGUACGUGUGCACGAACAUACGCCAUGGCGCUCCAUGGGCUCCUCACUUUGCCGAUUUCUCAGGUCGUCAUUUCGGCAGCAUGCACGUGUCCGCCGGUAACAGUCGGACAACCUUCAAGGGCACACUUCGUGUAUUCCUCGCCGUCGGCGAACCGUAAGCUCAUCUUAAGCUCGUGCUCCAACAACAAUCCCUACACGGUAGCCGGCGCCAUGCAGGAAGUGGCAGCAGGAGAAGAGGAGCAUGAGCUAAAGCUCCUGGGGACAUGGAGGGGGCCGUUCGCUCUGCGGGUGAGGCUGGCGCUCAACUUCAAGGGCCUGAGCUACGAGUACCAAGAAGAGGAUCUUGCCAACAAGAGCAAGCUUCUUCUCGAGUCCAACCCGGUGAACAAGAAGGUGCCCGUGCUCAUCCACAACGGCGUGCCCAUCUGUGAGUCGCUUGCCAUCUUGGAGUACGUCGACGAGGUGUACCGUGGGAUAGGACCCUGCCUCCUCCCCGCCGACCCUUACCAACGUGCUAGGGCUCGAUUCUGGGCCGCCUACAUUGACAACAAGCUAGUCGCGCCGUGGUGGAAGAUGUUUGUGGGUAAGACAAACAAGGAGAAAGAUGAAGGGAGAAAACAGACGCUCGCGGCAGUGGAGAUGCUAGAGGGGGCCUUGGGGGAAUGCUCCAAGGGAAAGACGUUCUUUGGAGGAGACAACGUCGGCUAUAUCGACGUUGUGUUGGGUGGUAUGGUCGCAUGGAUGCUAGGAACCAAGGCGCUGUGUGGUGUGGAGCUCCUUCACGCCACCAAGACCCCGCUUCUGCUGGGAUGGAUGGAGAGCUUUGGCGGACUGGAACCUGCAAAGGUGGUUCUGCCCGAAGUUGAUAGGCUGGUCGAGUUUGCAAAGAUGAAACGGGCCCAAAGGACUCUAAUCUAAGAUGUCUUGACCGUCUGAGAAUAACUAAGGAUCUUAAAAUGAGUACAUAGAAAAGCUUAUAUCCCUUGUAACAUCGCAAAGCGUUAUCAUUCAGACUGGAGUUCAAUCGUCUUCA